GCACUUUAAGAAGACAGACUUUGACAGAAGUACUCCAAAUAUUAAACUGAAACCUGGAGUCAUACCCUCUAUCUUUGAUUCCCCAUCUCAUUCACAGAUAUCCAGGUUCUAGAGGAGAUGUUUGUCCAAGACAGAAAGUUGUAUUAUUUUUCAGUAGUAAUGAUAGCUAACAUUUACAUGGCACCAAUCUCCACUGAAAGUGCUUAAAUGGUAUUAACUCAUUUAACCUAUGAGAGACACGUUGUCGACCCUGAUCUACAACGCCAGACCCAGAGAUUUCGAUUCAGUGAAUGCUGAAUUACUAUUGAAUAUUCAAAACACCUGAAGGCCAGACUUCAAUCAUUCCAUUCAGGAGCUCCUACUGGGGCAGUUAGAGGCUGAAGGAUAAAAUGUGAACUCACCCUAUGUCUGAGGCUGGGGAAAGCCCACAGUGACUCAUCGCCACAAUCUGGAUCUGUCUGAUGCUACUGCCAAGCAUAAACAGGGCGGCUGAGCACGCAGGGUGAAGUCACCUCACCGCAUAUAUAGCCAAGACACUCAGACAGUGACCAUGAUGGCUACUAGAGAAGAUAGUUUUCUGACUCUGCUGCUCUUGGCUCCUUGACAAAAGCAGAGAAGAAGUCGUAAUCCCUGAUCCAAGAUCUGUGAACAGCCUCUUCAAACUGCCGGGGUCACAAAGCCUUUAGAUAACGUCCUCCCUGUCCUGUUUGGUUUUGUUAAGUAAGUAAGCUACACAGAAGGAAGCGGUGCUGUACAUUUCCUGGACAGAUUCUUUCUCUUGCUGAGGGAGACCUAUAUACACAAGUAAUGAGAAGGCACUAAGAGGGGAAGUUUGAAGGAAUUAAAAGGAUAGUGAGGGCGUGGUUGUCCACAAUCCAACUCCAACCAAGGACAGAUGAAUGACGUUUGGCUGUCAUUACAAGAAGCUCUGGUUGACAAAUACUGUCUGGUAUUUCCUUGCUGAUUUCUUACCCUCACACCACAGGCCCUAAUCCCUGUGGUCCACUAUGCAAAUGAAAACUCCCUGAAUCAGUCUGCAGGUGACUCACCAACCCCUUUUAAGCCACGUUGGGUUCAAGGCAGUGACUGCUUGGGGUAGAAGCCAUGGCUCACAGACUCUGCUUCUCCUACUGGCUACUGGUCUGCUGGUUGGUGGUAACUGUGGCAGAAGGACAGGAAGAGGUAUUCACCCCUCCUGGAGACUCACAAAAUAAUGCAGAGCCUACAGACUGCCAGAUCUUUACACUUACCCCUCCUCCCACCACAAGGAACCCAGUGACGAGGAUCCAGCCCAUCACCAGGACACCCAGGUGUCCCUUCCAUUUUUUCCCACCACAAAGGCCCAGAGGCCACAUUAGGUUCCCAUACAGACCUUUCCUCCCUCCGAGGUGCUACCACCAUUUUCAGUUCCAUCCAUUUUUUCGGCCGCACAGUCGCCUUCCUCCUUAUUAUUAUUUCCCCAGAAGAAGACUCUGGAGAGGAAGCUCCUCUGAGGAAAGCAGAGAAAAGAGAGAAGCGCCAAACAUGCUGAAGUAAAAGAAGCCAAGGCCUCAGGAAAAAGAUUUCUGUUUUCAGUGACUAAACUAAAACUAUUGGACUGGAAAAUUAAGCAUCGGUGAUAUCUCAUUGUGGUUUUGAUCUGCAUUUCCCUGAUGAUUAGUGAUGUUGAGCCUUUUCAUGUGCCUGUUGGCCAUCUGCAUGUCUUCUUUGGAAAACUGUCUAUUCAGUUCUGCCCAUUUUUUAAUCAAGUUGUUUGUUUUUUUGAUGUUGAAUCGUAUGAAUGCUCAGGUACUUUUAUACGUAAGAAAAAAAUAAAGAAAACCACUUCUUUCCUUUUUCAAGCACA
Molecule: messenger RNA, 1846 nt
Organism: Aethalodelphis obliquidens (Pacific white-sided dolphin)
Lineage: Eukaryota; Metazoa; Chordata; Mammalia; Artiodactyla; Delphinidae
Gene: ODAPH
Product: odontogenesis associated phosphoprotein
Exons: 5
Coding region: 1105-1536 (143 amino acids)
Biological process (GO): positive regulation of enamel mineralization
Source: RefSeq, a predicted model, not a curated record